UAUAGCUGAUUUCUGCAUUGUAUUUUGUACGAUGACCAAGACGAACAUUAGUAUGGAAGCAGAACAUCUGAACGGAACGUUCAUCGACGACCUGGACAACAAGUUCAUCUAUCAUCGAGAGACAUUCUUCAAUCUUCUGGGAUGCAUCAUCACUAUCAUAAUUGCCCUCACAUGCAUCAUCGGAAAUGUCUCUGUGAUUCUGGUGUCGCUAUGGGAUGAAUUUCUCAAACUCCAAGCUUCGAACAUUCUGAUUAUGUAUCUGUCAGCUAUCGAUGCUCUUACUGGAAUAUUCCUGAUGCUCCCUUCAGCUGUGGCCGUGGCUGCUGACCACUGGCCAUUAGGUCCGAGUGCCUGUAAAGUCCACGCUGGUCUUAACUACAUGUUGGCCUGCUCUUCUUCCUUCAAUAUUGCCCUCAUCAGUGUGGAUCGAGCCAUAGCGGUCAGCUAUCCUUUCAAAUAUCCGACCAUGAUGACACAUAAAAUAAUGAUCAUCUUCUGUGGUUACAUCUUCCUUCAGAGUGUUGUCAUAGGUCUGAUAGGUGGCGCCCCAGAAUGGAAUGACUAUGAUUACAGCUUUGGAGUGUGUUGUUUAAAGUUUAAAACAACCUCGGCGGAGGAAUUCCUUCAGGCAUUAAUAUGGGGAAAUGUAUUCUGCUUUUAUACACCAGCUGUAAUAAUCAGUUUUUGUAAUGCUGUUAUAAUGAUAACUGCCAAAAAGUCUAAGAAAUCCGUUCGCCCACAUCUCGCCAAUCCAGCUCAAGUCAGCCAAGGAUCGCACAUGCGCAAAACCAUCAAAAGCAUGAUGGUAGUUGUCCUAAUGUACUACAUUUGCUUCACGCCUUAUUCUGUUAUAAGUCAGUUAAACUACUUCGUCGGAGUAGAUUUCCCACAACAGUACAAUUAUUUAGCAACCAUUUCUAUAUUCAUUUCCUCGUCAGCAAAUCCAUUUAUUUACGCAAUUUUGAGAAAAGAUUACAGAAAUGCUUUCAAAAAAUUUCCCAGAAUGUUAGCCGAAAAAUGCUUUUGUUCAUAUUAA
Argiope bruennichi is the source of this 1036-nucleotide messenger RNA. RefSeq names its product trace amine-associated receptor 7g-like. Gene Ontology annotation, cellular component: membrane. Gene Ontology annotation, biological process: G protein-coupled receptor signaling pathway. The transcript is spliced from 2 exons. The record is from RefSeq and is a predicted model, not a curated record. NCBI's taxonomy places the organism in Eukaryota, Metazoa, Arthropoda, Arachnida, Araneae, Araneidae. The coding region runs from base 32 to 1036 and encodes 334 amino acids. Gene Ontology annotation, molecular function: G protein-coupled receptor activity.